AUGGCUAGAAAAGAAGAACCGAAAAUUCAACCUAAUAAUGAUUUAGAAAAAAAGAUAAUAGAAGCUUUUGAAGUAUUCGAUCAUUCAGGCAAGCAAGUAGUUGAUGUACGAGAAAUUGGAACCAUUUUGCGCUCUUUAGGUUGUUGCCCUACAGAAGCUGAAAUACAGGAAGUCAUCCUUGCUACAGAAAAUAAAGAAGCUACUGGAAAUAUUCCACUUCUGAACUUUCUUCCAUACAUGUGCAAAGCAAUGAUAGAACAUAGAUUUUAUCCAGCUAGUGCAGAAAUGUUACUCGCAGCAUUUCGUUAUUUUGAUAAAGAACAACGUGGUUUCCUUACUAAGGAGAAAUUUGCACAGCUCAUGCUUGAAGAAGGAGAACCUUUUACACAGGAGGAAUUCGACGAAAUGAUGCAAACAGCGCUAGAUCCAGUAACAGAUACUAUUACUUACGAAUAUUAUAUCAAUCAGCUUAUGGUUGCUCCUAGAGAUGUUUAUAAUAUAGCAGAUGAAGUGGAGCUUGAAAGAAAAAGAAUAGAAGCCGCCGCUCCAAAGAAACGACGGGCAUCCUCCCUUUUGAGAGCAACACAAAUAUAAUUUUUUUCAUACUUAUGUUGACGACGAAGUUGUUGAUUCUGAGGAACCUCCAAAAUGAACCCCAUGCUUAAAAUACUCAAAUAAUGUAUUAAAACUCUUCUUUGAAAUACUCUUAUAAAAUUGUA
Molecule: messenger RNA, 719 nt
Organism: Vanessa atalanta (red admiral)
Lineage: Eukaryota; Metazoa; Arthropoda; Insecta; Lepidoptera; Nymphalidae
Product: dynein regulatory complex protein 8
Exons: 7
Coding region: 1-594 (197 amino acids)
Molecular function (GO): calcium ion binding
Source: RefSeq, a predicted model, not a curated record